Molecule: messenger RNA, 3670 nt
Organism: Sardina pilchardus (European sardine)
Lineage: Eukaryota; Metazoa; Chordata; Actinopteri; Clupeiformes; Clupeidae
Product: F-box DNA helicase 1-like
Exons: 20
Coding region: 1-2625 (874 amino acids)
Biological process (GO): replication fork processing; double-strand break repair via homologous recombination
Cellular component (GO): nucleus
Molecular function (GO): protein binding; DNA binding; ATP binding
Source: RefSeq, a predicted model, not a curated record
AUGCCUGCCAAUCGCCUGAAAUCACCGGGGCGAAGCCCUCGCACCCCAUACAGCACACAACGCAGGAGAGUGCAAUCGGCAGGUACCACUCAGCAGAGAACACUACUCUCUUACUGGAGGAACACUGGGAAUGAUCCCCAACAGAGGGAGCAGGCUCCUCCACCACCCCCGGACACAGGUAUCGAUGCCCUGCCUGAAACCGUGCUGAGAGCCAUCUUGGCCAUGCUCCCAGCUCCUGACCUAUUCCUUCGGGCCAGCCUGGUUUGCAGACAGUGGAGGAAUAUCAUCUCAAGUGAAGUGUUUUGCCGCUGGAAGAAGUGCUACUUCCGCUACCAUCAGCAGGAGGAAGGAGGAGAGCAAGAGGUCGUCUCCAUUCUGCAGGAAAACUACAUGACCCCAGAUGGCAACAAUAACCUCUGUUUACUACACAUGGCAAAGUACAUGUCUCAGACCUUCCACUGCAUGACACUGGGUUCUGAGGGAGAGCACAGGAUUCUGGAGAGUAUCAGGGGUCAGCGCCUUUAUGAGCAGGCCAGAGCCUGCAUGCCAGAGAGCAUGAUACAGACGGAGGAUCCGUGGUCAUCUCUGGCUCUGAUGCUGGUUCUGGCUGACGGGGUGGAAGAGUUGUGGCAGCUGGUGGUCAGUCUACGGAACUCUCUGACCCCUGAGCAGCUCUCAGAGUUUCUCUGGUGCUCCGCAACUCUGCUGCGCGCCAUGGCAGACAAACGGGUCAAAAUCAGCAACCGGUUGCACUAUAAUAUUUUCUACGUGUUGCACAUUAUGGAAAACAUCCUUCCCUCCAACAGAUCACAGACAGAUCAGGACAGGGACAACCAAAUGACUCCAGAACAGCAACAGAUUCUGAAUCACAACACAGAGGAAGACCAUGUGGUCAAAAUCAUGGCCUUUGCCGGUACGGGAAAGACGACCACACUGGUGCGUUACGCCAAGCAGAGGCCCUCGCUUCGCUUCCUUUAUGUCGUCUUCAAUAAACCUGCACAGACGCAGGCACAGCGCGUCUUUCCUGACAACGUCUCAUGCAAAACCAUCCACUCCCUUGCCCAUGCUGCUGUAGGACAGAGGUACCGUGAAAAGCUGGGUCUCUCUAGCCCGAAAAUAUGGUCUGUCUUCAACGUGUUGCCUCAAGGUGAACGCAGCAUUGUGUGGGCCAAGGUGGUCACUAAGACCAUCAGGAACUUCUGGGCCUCCACAGACCCUCACAUAGACACCCAGCAUGUGCCUGAAUGGUACAGGAGCACCAGUGGGCACAUGCAGCGGCCUACUGAAACUCUGAAACGGAUGUUCGUGAACAACGGCAGGCGCAUAUGGGAGAAGAUGAAGGAGGUUGAGCCAACAUCCGAGUCUGCCUAUCACAUGUAUCAUGAUGGAUACCUUAAACUGUGGCAGCUGGAAGGUGCCGAGAUGGAACACUAUGACGUCAUCUUUAUUGAUGAGGCCCAGGAUUGUACCCCAGUGACCAUGGACAUCUUGCUGUCUCAACCAUGUGCAAAGAUCUUGGUUGGAGACCCUCACCAACAGAUUUACAGCUUCAGAGGAGCAAUCAAUAGCCUGAACACAAUCCAACACACACACAUCUACUACCUGACACAGAGUUUCAGAUUUGGUCCUGAGAUCGCCUAUGUUGGUGCAACCAUACUUGCAGUCGGCAAAGGUGUGAAGAAGACAAUGGUUGGAGGAAACCAGAGAGACUCUGUGCGAGGACAGGACGUUGAGAUGCGGCGCAGGUUUCUGACGGGUGUGGGUGAAGCUGAUGGAAGGCUGGCUAUCCUCAGCCGGACAAACGCCUCCAUCUUCCAUGAGGCAGUGAGGCUUACGGACCUCAACCCAACCAGCCGAAUCUACAUCGUAGGCGGUAUCAAAGCAUUUGGCUUGAAUAAAAUUCGUGACAUAUGGGUCCUGAAGCACAGACAUCAUGGACAGAAUUUACAGAUUGAAGACUAUUUCAUCCGGCGAUUCAGUGAGGGUGCAGUGGCAGGGCUGCAUGGGUAUCCAGGUCUGUGCCAGUAUGCUGAAAUGACGGAGGAUCAGGAGCUGAUCUGGAAGAUUGGCGUGGUGGAUAAAUAUGGAGAACGCAUUCCAGGGUUGCUUGAGCGCAUCCGUGGGAGGCACCAGACAAGACUAAACCUUGCAGAAUUUAUCCUGGGCUCAAUGCAUAAGGCCAAAGGACUGGAAUUUGAUACGGUUGUCAUCACGGAUGACUUCAAAGCGCUCCAGGCCUUACCAGCUCAGGAACAUGGAGGGAAUCAAAGUAUCAUUGAAGAUGAUGACUGGAAUCUCAUAUAUAUGGCAGUAACCCGUGCAAAGAGAACUGUAUUCAUGCCCAGAACCAUCACCAAUAUCCUUGCCAAUGCCCGUGCAGGAGAGCACUUCCUGAGGACAGAGUUGACUACAGCUCCAUCAGAGAAUCUUGUGCUGCAGUGCUCUACUCCAAAAUGCUCCAACCAUGUUAAUCUAAAUACCAGCAUUUGCAUGUACAGAGUCCCCAUCACAUAUGUCGAUGGUGUGGAGAAAGGUGGUGCCGUGUGUUUGCCCUGUGUUAACAAAAUGGCAGGUCACCUGGCAUUUCUGAUGAGCCCAGGGAUAAGGCAAAUCCCCUUCCCCUAACAGCCCAGAGUGGGGCUAAAAUGUUGCUGUGAUAAUAGAAUAUCGAUGGUGAAGGCAAAGGUGAUUCAUCAUGACCAGUGGUUAUGGGCCAGCCUAAAGAUACUGUAUCUGCAGGCAGGUGCUAACUGAGUCAUUGCCAAGGGCAGAGCCAUAAAAGCUCACAAUUUUAGAUAAUUUUAUUUGACUCUUGUUUUCAUCAUUCUUUUCCAUAAGUUUACAAUGAGUUUUUUUUCUUCCAUUUUAGAAUGAACAUAUCUUACAUUGAAAUGAAAUAUUACAUUUCAGCAUUUACAUGGGUUCUGUAGAACCUUGUGUUAAAUGCAUUAAAAUGUACGCAUAGUUGUGCAUUUUCAUAAAUUCCAGUAACUUAAAGGAGACUUCCGUUGAUUUUUCACAUAGAUCUCUGUUUCUCGAGGUCACCAAGUAUUGUCGGUACGAGAAGAAGACAAAACAACUGGUUCUACUGUACCUAUCUCGAGUUGCUGCAGCCAGGCAGCUACAGUGCUACACUCUGGGGGCACGUUCACAAGCCCCCAUGUUCAUGCACUUUGGGGGCACGAAAUCAGUAAAAAAAAAAGUUAUUUUAUUUAGAAACUUCAUGAUGUAGUACUGGGUUGUGGACAUGCAUUGUUUUUGUAAAUUUUUAGAUUGUACAGAAAAAAAUAUAGCUUUAAUAUGAGACAAGAAAAUAAUGAUGUAUAACACCAAAGAUCCUUAAGGCGGAGCAAGACAUUUCGUCGUAGUUCAUGUCUAUGGGCGCAAAAUGGGGAUCACUUCCUCUGCAUAAAGAGGUGUGUCAUUGCAUGUCAGACUGGCGUAUUCAUGGGUUUCAUCAGGUCCCUUUCCUGAGGUGUAUAAAAUAAAUCAAGCACCUGAUUAUCAAUAGAUAUCAGUUGCUUGAUAAAUACACCUGUGGAAAGGGACCAGAUGAAUUGAUGGUGUUCCAAAAUAAUCUUGCUGCUCUUUCAAGCCUUCUAAUAACAUUUAAUAAUUCUGAUAUGGAAAAUAACACACACAAAGCAUGUACACUUUCAAGGAAUUGAAU